Messenger RNA from Huiozyma naganishii CBS 8797, 423 nucleotides. RefSeq names its product Bet1p (gene BET1). The record is from RefSeq and is a predicted model, not a curated record. The transcript is spliced from 2 exons. NCBI's taxonomy places the organism in Eukaryota, Fungi, Ascomycota, Saccharomycetes, Saccharomycetales, Saccharomycetaceae. The coding region runs from base 1 to 423 and encodes 140 amino acids. Gene Ontology annotation, biological process: endoplasmic reticulum to Golgi vesicle-mediated transport.
AUGAAUUCAAGUUAUGCAGAGGGGACACUUUAUCAGCGGGAUCAGAGCAGAACACAGCUGUUUGGCUCGAGGGACAAUGUGAAUUCUGAUCCACCAUCUUCCGCAUACGAUACGAAAUCGACGAUGGAUUAUUCACAGAGUAGGCUUGCGCAACUGGAGUCGCAGAGCGAGGAGCAUAUGGGGUUGAUGAACCAGAAGGUCAAGGCUUUAAAGUCUCUGUCCCUGCGGAUGGGGGAUGAGAUCCGGGGCAGCAAUCAAACUCUCACCAAUCUAGGCCACACAUUCGAGGGCACAACAGCCAAGCUCAAGAACACGUUCACUAACAUGAUGACGAUGGCCGGUAAAUCUCGAAUCACGAUCAAGAUGUGGCUUGCUAUAUUCUCCAUCGUAGGGCUCUUAUUCUUUUGGGUGUGGGUUCAUUGA